AAAGCGAACCCGAUGAAGAAGGUGUGAUAUGUAUGUUAUGCAAAACCCUAAACACAUUAAGGUUUGGCUGUAACCCAGAGCUCCUUCGCCUCAUCGAUAGUUUCAAGUCUCGUUUUGACAAUGGUGAGGGUUAGUGUGUUGAAUGAUGCUCUGAAGAGCAUGUACAACGCCGAGAAGCGCGGGAAGCGCCAGGUCAUGAUUAGGCCAUCCUCCAAGGUCAUCAUAAAAUUCCUAUUGGUCAUGCAGAAGCACGGGUACAUUGGUGAGUUCGAGUAUGUUGAUGACCACAGGGCUGGGAAAAUCGUGGUUGAAUUGAAUGGGCGGCUGAAUAAGUGUGGGGUUAUUAGCCCUCGCUUUGAUGUUGGUGUCAAAGAGAUUGAAGGUUGGACUGCAAGACUACUACCCUCAAGACAGUUUGGGUAUAUUGUCUUGACAACCUCUGCUGGUAUCAUGGAUCAUGAAGAGGCUAGGAGAAAGAAUGUUGGUGGUAAAGUGUUGGGUUUCUUCUACUAGGCUUGCUUUUUGUUUGAGUUUUCUCAUAACAAAUCGGGUCGGCCAAUUUUGUUUAACGGGUAUGGACUUAAAAUUUGCUGGGCAUUAGCGAUGUCCGAUGCUUGGUGUUUGCCGCAUCAGCGGACGGAUAUUGCAUCAUGUGCCUGUUUUAAAAUUAAUUUUGGCCACUGCAAAUUGUAUUUGGUAAAUGUGGUUUCCAAAAUUAAUUAAGGUGGGUGUAUUUGAUUUGAGAAUGGUGGAAGCCUUUCAUUUUUCAAUUGCAUAGAAUUAAUUCC
Molecule: messenger RNA, 788 nt
Organism: Glycine soja
Lineage: Eukaryota; Viridiplantae; Streptophyta; Magnoliopsida; Fabales; Fabaceae
Product: 40S ribosomal protein S15a-1
Exons: 5
Coding region: 121-513 (130 amino acids)
Biological process (GO): translation
Cellular component (GO): cytosolic small ribosomal subunit; ribosome
Molecular function (GO): structural constituent of ribosome
Source: RefSeq, a predicted model, not a curated record